This is a messenger RNA of Nezara viridula (southern green stink bug), 3060 nucleotides long. Lineage: Eukaryota; Metazoa; Arthropoda; Insecta; Hemiptera; Pentatomidae. The record is from the annotation of a GenBank genome assembly.
AUGGCUGCACUUACUGAACGUGCUCAAGAAAUUUUUAACCUAAAAAUACCAGGUCAACAAACACAAAGGGAAAAAAUUUUGUGGAUGCAGCAAAAUCGAAUGCAUGGAACUUGGGCGAAAUGCUUUCAGUGUGAAAAGUGGAGAUAUUUAAAGAAUAUUUUUGACCCAGUUGAUAUACCCGAUAAAUGGCAAUGCUCCAUGAAUCUAGAUAAUAAGUUUAAUUCUUGUGAGAAACCACAGUCGCACUUCAACAAUAAUGCUGUAGUUAGAUUAAAAUUUACAGCUGGGUCACUGGUUUGGGUUAAUUCUGCUAGGUACUCAAGAUGGCCUGGUAUGGUUGAUGAUGAUCCAGAACUCGCUCAAUUUUAUUGGUUGAGUCCUCAUGACCAUGGUAGAAAAGCUUGUAUGUAUCACAUAGUAUUCAUCGAUGUGGAUUAUAAAAAUACGUCUAGACAGUGGUUUUCAGAGAAUGAGUUAAUCGCAUUUACGUGGUAUAAUUCGCAGGCAGUUCCUGGAAAGCUAUCUCGCCUAAUGGAGAGUGUACGUAUUGCAAGAGAAGCAUUAGACAUGAAUGUUUUCCAGAGGUUGCAGAAAUUUGGUUUUGCUAGACUAUACAGAGAUCACAUUUUUAGCUUUGGUCAUGCAAUGCGAUCAUUGGUUGUUUCAGAAGGACAGGAAUUGGAUUAUGAAUCAGAUUGUACUUUAUUAUCAUGUUCAGAUACUGAAGAUGAAGAAUACUACGAGAGUUUAAGAGCAGGUUAUCCGAGUGGGUUCUGCUCAAGAAAAAAAAGAGGUGUGAUAUCCCCUUAUGAGUAUUUUGAAAGAUCAAAGGAAAAAGAAAUGUCAUUAAAAUCAAAUUCUCACUCGAAAAAGAAUAAUAGAACUGGAAGAGCUACCUCUGUCGUUCCGAGUGAAAAUGACUUUAGAAAAAGUGGCAGAGCUUCUUCUGUUGGUCCGAGUGAAAAUGAUCUUAAAAAGAGAAGAAGAGCUUCUUCUAUUGGUCCGACUGAUAAUGAUCAUAGAAGAGAAAGAGCUUCCUCGAUUGGUUCAAAUGAAAAUACACUUCAAAGAAGAAAUUCAUUAGAUUCUGGAUCUCAUAGGAGGACUCCUAUUGUUCCGAAACAUAAAACACCUCAGAAAAGAGAAAGAUCUUCGUUGGUCUCUCCUAAGAAAAAUCUUUCUCAAAGAAAAACCUCUGUGGCUUCGGAAGAGAAUAAAAAAAGACGCUCCAAUGGCUCCUUGGAGUAUAGGGACCUUGAAAGGCCCUCAUCAGUAGUGCAGGAUGAUUUCCAUUCAAGAAAUAAAAGGACCACAUCAGUUGUUCACGACAUUGAUUCGUACCCUAAGAAUAAAAGGGCUUCAUCGGUUGUGCGUGAUACUGACUCUAAAUCUAGAUACAAAAGAGCUUCAUCAGUUGCCCCCGAUAUUGACUCUAGAAAGAAAAGAGCUUCAUCAGUUGUUAGCGAUGUCGACUCUAAAUCUAGGUACAGAAGGGCUUCAUCAGUUGCUCCUGAUAUUGACUCUAGGAAGAAAAGAGCUUCAUCAGUUAGCCAUGUCGACUCUAAAUCUAAAAAAAAAAGAACUUCAUCAGUUGACUCUGAUAACGAUUCUAAAUCCAGCAGAAAAAGGUCUUCAUCCCUUGUCCGCAGUAUUGACUCCGAUUCAAGGAACAAGCAAGCCUCAUCAGUAUCACAUGGUAAACAUUCUGCAAAACAAUCCAGAGGAAGAAGAGCAUCCUCAAUUACACCAGAUAGUUUUUUUGAAUCUGAACAUAAAAACAAGACAGCACCUUCAUUUCCUAAUGACUCAUCAGAAAAUGAUAGAACAAAGAGGAAAGCCGCUUUGUCUGCUCCUGAUAACUAUUUUAAAUCUGAAGGAAGCAGUAAGAAAUCUAGAUCAACAUCGCUUAAAGAAAAUUCUGAAAAAACACCAAGAAAGUCUUUAGAUUCUUCUGGAGACUAUUCCAAUUCUUAUUCAAGAAGAAGGUCUUCUUCAGUUGUAGACAGUUAUGCAGAAAAGGGAAGAGCAUCAUCCACUACUCCCAGUUAUAAUUACGAAUCCAGUUCAAGGAGCAAAAAGGAUUCUUUUGUCAAUUCUAGAGAGCGUCUAUCUAACUCCAGAAGCAGAAAGGAUUCUUCUAAAGUUGCUAAUGAUUUUUCUGAAAACAAAAUGGGAAGAAGAUCUGCUUCUGUUACUCCUUUUGAUGAUUGUGAAACAAGUCAAAGGCGUAAAAGAGCUUCUUCUGUUGCUCCUGUUAGACAUCGUGAGUCCAUUUCAAGGGGUAGGAGGAGUUCUUCUAUUGCUCCUGUAGGCUAUGAUCAUGGUGAUAAAACUCAGAGAAAGAAAAAAACUACACCAACUGUAUCUAUUUCACCUGGUGGUUACCAUGAUAAAGAAGCAUCAAAGCCCUAUUUAUCUGGAUCUAAUUAUUGCACGACAACACCAAGAAAGAAAACAACUGCUCCAUGGUCCCACCUUCAUCAUCAUAAUCAAGAAAAACCAGAAUUCUAUUUAUCUGGACCUAGGCGACAUUCUGUUUCCGGAGAUUUUAAGAAAAGAACUCCUAAGACAAGUAAUCCUUCUGGAAGGCUUUUAAGAAGUCAAACAAGAAGUAGUGAAGAUGAUGUUAAAGAAAAUAAUAGUAAUUCUAACAUGGAUGUGGAUAAUGACUUGAGAAAUAUGAACAAUAGUUUAGUAAUACCAAAUACUCCUGUAUCAAGCAGUACACCAAUAUCAAAUAGUUAUCCUACGAACGUACCUCUAUAUGGGCAUGGAUUGAUGAGGAGAACAGUUUAUGAGAUAACAACCAAAAGAUGGAAAUUUACUGGCCCAAAUGGAGAAUCUUACUAUCAAGAUUUAGUUACGGAAUCACACAGUAGCAAUUCAAGACCAUUUUAGGACUUUCUAAAAAAAAAUUUUAAUUGAUGUUAAAAGAUCAUUCAUUUUAGAUUUUAUGAAGUGUUUUCUUGAUAAUAAAUCAUUUUAUUAUGUUUUUAACUUCUUUUUUUAAUCUCCCUUUUUCUUUUUGUAAUAAUGCUUAAGUUUAGCAACAGCUGUGUC